This is a messenger RNA of Ipomoea triloba (trilobed morning glory), 1654 nucleotides long. Its product is annotated as mitoferrin-like. The transcript is spliced from 3 exons. Gene Ontology annotation, biological process: iron import into the mitochondrion. Gene Ontology annotation, cellular component: mitochondrial membrane. Lineage: Eukaryota; Viridiplantae; Streptophyta; Magnoliopsida; Solanales; Convolvulaceae. The record is from RefSeq and is a predicted model, not a curated record. Gene Ontology annotation, molecular function: ferrous iron transmembrane transporter activity. Bases 302 to 1270 code for a protein of 322 amino acids.
CCCAUAAAAUUGGAAUUUGGAACCCUAACCCCAAUUGUUUCCUAAAACCCCAACGCCUCCUAAAAGGCUAAAACCUUCCAAUUUUGAUUCUUCAUUGUCUUGACUAUUCUACACAAUUGCAUCACGCAAUCGCCGGCGUUUCCCAAAUCCUAAUCACACACAGAUACCAAUUUCACUCUCUCUAUAUAUCUAUCGCUGAUUCCAGAUUGUAUGGCGAUCAAUCAAGACCCGUAUCCGACUUGAAUUGUCAGUGUAGUCUUUCUGAAAGCUGAAUUUGUGAAUCUCUCAGUUUUUUUCUGCCAUGGCGACCGAGAAGUUUCAGCAGCCGGAGCUCAUUCCGCCGGAUUUUCACCCGGAGAUCGUCGUCUCGGCGGCGCACGACGGGCUGCAGUUCUGGCAGUUCAUGGUGGCGGGUUCAAUCGCCGGCAUGGUGGAGCACAUGGCCAUGUUCCCCGUGGACACCGUCAAGACCCAAAUGCAAGCCCUAGGGUCUUGCCCGAUCAAAUCCGUCGGCGUUCGCCAGGCCCUCCAGUCCAUCCUCAGAUCCGAGGGCGUUUCCGGGCUUUACCGCGGGAUUGGGGCCAUGGGCCUCGGAGCGGGCCCGGCCCACGCGGUAUACUUCUCCGUUUACGAAUUCUGUAAGGAAACAUUUUCCGGCGGGAACCCUAAUAACUCCGCCGCCCACGCGGCGGCGGGCGUGUGCGCCACAGUCGCCAGCGACGCCGUGUUCACGCCCAUGGAUAUGGUGAAGCAGCGCCUCCAGCUCACCAGCAGUCCGUACAAGGGCGUGAUGGAUUGUAUGCGGGUAGUGUUCAGAGAGGAGGGAAUUAGGGCUUUUUAUGCGUCGUAUAAGACCACGGUGCUUAUGAAUGCACCGUACACGGCCGUGCAUUUCGCCACAUAUGAGGCGGCGAAGAGAGGUUUAUUAGAGGUUUCGCCCGAGAGCGCAAGCGAUGAACGGUUGAUAGUUCAUGCUACUGCCGGAGCAGCUGCCGGGACCUCGGCCGCCUUGUUUACAACCCCUCUUGAUGUGGUUAAGACCCAAUUACAGUGUCAGGGUGUAUGUGGAUGUGACAGAUUUAGAAGUAGUUCGAUUAGGGAUGUGCUCAAAACAAUAGUAAAGAAAGAUGGUUAUAGUGGUCUCAUGAGGGGUUGGAUUCCGAGGAUGCUCUUCCACGCUCCUGCUGCUGCAAUUUGCUGGUCUACAUAUGAAGCCGCUAAAUCCUUCUUUCAAGAAUUGAACACCGAUAGCAGUAAUAACAUCACCUAAGAAUCCCGGGAAAUGGUGGCUUGGCUGUUUCCAUCUUGUAUUUUGCUUAUACCUCCCAAGUGCUUGUCCCAUUUAUAUUCUGUCCACUAGGACAACAGGAAAUGAGAACUUAGCAUAUGCGGUUUAGGCUCGAUUUGGCUUAGGUACCCGGUGGCAAUAUCAUUUAUUUUUGUAUUCUCAACAAUAGAAAUAGAAAAAAGCCUCCAAUUUUGGAGCUAAUUGACUGUCUGUCAUCUUUCCUAGGAUAGUGUUACACGCUGAUCAUUCUACCUGGGAUUUUGUAUUCUCAAUGUUGUAAAAGCAUACUCGGAUUCACUCCAAUUUCUUUGGUUAUUCAUUGGUUACAAAGUAACUGGGUAAUCUUACCAUUUCUGUUUUUGAGAA